Xenopus laevis (African clawed frog) is the source of this 4595-nucleotide messenger RNA. RefSeq names its product leishmanolysin-like peptidase 2 (gene cirop.L). NCBI's taxonomy places the organism in Eukaryota, Metazoa, Chordata, Amphibia, Anura, Pipidae. The transcript is spliced from 14 exons. The record is from RefSeq and is a predicted model, not a curated record. The coding region runs from base 1008 to 2963 and encodes 651 amino acids.
UCAACCUCAUUUUCUGUUUUAAACAGUCCCUAAGCUUAGCUUCUGAACAGCUGCUCAGAAUCCACUUAGCAUGUUCCCUAUUGCUGAAACUUUAAGUUAAGUACAUAAAACAUACAUACAUACAUUUUUAGACAUAUUCAUUCUAGGGUUUAGUUCACCUUUAAGGCUCCCCCACUAACCUCUGGGAAUAAGACAUACAUAUCUGGGAACAAGUUCAUACACAUAUUUAAAAAAUUGCUUAUCAGCCAAUCAGUGCCUCACUGGGCUCACAAUACCUCUUGGGCCUCCGAGCAGUUGCAGGGUCUGCUUCUUCCAUACCUGUAGUUAUUUCCUCUAAUGCACACAAUACAUAGGUAUUUGCAUACUCCAUUUAUUUAUUUUCUUCAAUGGUAAAAAACAAAUUUUUUAUUCCCAUUGAUCCCCUCUCGCAGGGCCCCAGUGCAGCUGCAUCAUACCUCCUGUAGUUUCACCUCUGCUAUGGAAUCUAGCAGGCAGCAUUUCCCAACACCCACUUGUACAUCGCUAUCCCAAGCUUGAGAUCUCACAGAGACAGCUAUCUGUUUAGUUAUAAACAUUGGCUUUCUAUAAACAUAAAUACAAUGAUCAAAAUUGCUUUUAUUUGUCUUAUCGCUUAUUUGGCUUUCUAUAAACAUAAAUACAAUGAUCAAAAUUGCUUUUAUUUGUCUUAUCACUCUUCCCCUCUCCUUUUUCUCUCUUUCCUCCUUUUCUGUUUCACACAUGACAUUCACCCUCCUCUUUCACGCUUUCUGCCCACUUCUCCCUUUCUCUCUCUCCCUCUGUUUCUUGAUCAUUAACUUCCUGAGCUAUAGAAACUAGCUGAUCAACUUUGCUAGGCUGUACAUACCACAACAAAAGGGAGGAUGGGUAUCAGAAAGACUGGACAGUUGGAGCGUGCCUGUUAAGAAGUGUUAGGAUAGUGGCCUUAUACAGCCUUCUUUUGGAGAUGUUCACAGCUGACUUUGGAUUUGACAAACUAAAGCAACUAGAUGACUGUUUCUUUCAGCAUGUUUCAGAUUUACAGACUGGUCUGGCUGUCUUUCAUGACAAGCAUGUGUCUUUCGGCCUGUAUUCAUGACUCUGUACUACAAGAAACCCCUGUGGUGUCUUCCAAUAUUAUUUCCUCAAGAGUCCCCCGUCUGUUCCCCCGUUCCACCUCUUCGGAUUAUUUCCAGCCUCUCAGGGUCACUCCAUGGUAUCUUUUAGGUGAGAAUGCUUUCAUCAGUCAAGGACAGAUAAGACAACUGAAGAUUGCCCUGCAAGAAGUUACACAAAUGCUCUCCAGUACACUUUCAGUACAUAGAUCUGAAGGCUCCCUUCUGUUGAACCGAGAUAUCAGUAGAUUUUGCCGCUCAGUCUGGAGAGCACCCAAUGACAACAAGUGUGCAUACAUGCAAACUUCCUAUCAAGGAGAAAAGUGUUUGGACGUCACAAUCCCUGACUUCCACUUACAAGGAGUUAAAGUGUGGAGUGAUCUGGAAAAAGAACCAAGGACAGUGAUUGAGGAUGGUGCUGGUGUUCCUGAUACUGAUUUUCUUUUGUAUGUGCAAGUGGCUCAGACACAGAAAUGUGCAGCUCAGCCUUCAGUUAUUGCCUAUGCUUCUUACUGCCAGCAAGACCCAACUGGGCGUCCUCUUGCUGGGGUGAUUGUGUUUUGUACUGAUCAUCUGAGAGAAGAAGAAUACAACCAAAGACACAUUAUACAGGUAGCCCUCCAUGAACUACUCCACACUCUUGGCUUUUCCAGCAGUCUGUAUGCAAGCUGGUUAGACUGCAGUCUUGCAGAGUAUGGGGAAGCUUGCUCUUCUCGUACUCGUGUCACAAAUACAGACGAAAAUGGUCAGUUUCGUAUAUAUACCCCAACUGUAAUGCAGAAAAUGGGGGAGCAUUUAGGAGUAGAAGGUGUGGGGGCACCUCUCGAGAAUAAGGGAUUUCCAAACUUGGCUUCUUCCCACUGGGAAUCACGUUUCUUUCAGGGUUCCAUAAUGACAGCCUUGCUAAGUCCACCCCACCUCACACAUCUGGAUCCCAUCACUCUAGCAGCCUUUACAGACAUGGGGUGGUACAAGGUUAAUGCAACCAUUAAAAGUCAACUAAUGUGGGGUAAAGGUGCAGGUAGAUAUUUUGGUCUUCCCACCACAUGUCAAGAUUCCUCCACUGGAUUCUUCUGUACAGGAAGCAAGCUAGGUUGUCACCAUCUGCAUCUGGACAAAGGCAACUGCUCUACAGAUUCCUAUCUAGAGGGAUGUCACAUAUACAGUCCCCUUAUACAUGGCGGGGAAUGCUGGCGGCAUCAAAACAGUGGGGACCCAGAUGAGAUAUUUCAUGCACAGAGUCGGUGCUUUUACUCAAAUCUUACAAAGGGGGCCUCACCAAAUCAAGAGUUCAGAGGUCGCUGUUAUCUGCAUCAGUGUCUUGGUGAAAACCACUUCCAGGUCAAAGUUCAUGAAUCAGAAUGGACAGACUGCCCAGCUGGAGCUUGGAUUCAGGUUGCAGGUUAUGAAGGGUUCAUUCAAUGUCCAUCUGGUUGUUUAUGUUUGGGAUUCCAGACCCCUCACGUUGCAACACUAACCCCUACUUAUGUCACUGGCCAAAUUACCACAGUUAAGGAAAACAAUGUGUACCCUACUGAGGGAAUUGUGCAGUUUAGGGUGCAGGUGGAAGUGUCCCAAAGACACAAAUGGACCUCAGAAAUUAAAUCCUUUCUCCUGGAUGAAGUGUUGGGAGUUAUUGCUCAGAAAGCAGGAGUGCAGAGAUGCUUUCUCCAAUCCCAUAUGAAAGAAGACCUGGACUUAUCAUUUGCUAUUGUGGGAAAAUGGUCCACAGAUUGCCCCCCUACCCCUGAAGCAGAUACAGCAGCAUUUUCUUUGCUAACCUUGAAUCAAGAUGGUGCUCCAUAUAUAAUAUAUAAUUCCUCCUACUUUUCUACAGUCAGCAUCAGGUGAGAGAAUAAAACCACAGACAGACCCCACUGCACUACUUCUACAUGGCCUAUAACAGAAAGGUCAACCUUGUGGCCCGAUUUCUUAUUACACAACAAUGAACAUGCCACAAAAGAUCGGUUUUGAGACAAAACUAAAGUUUUUAAUGGCAUUUAACUUUUGGUAGAACCUUAAUAUUAACAAGUAUUUCUUUGUUAGUUCAUUUGCACCAACCGUCUCCUUUUGUCAACACUUUUCUUUGCUCAGACAAGCCACUAUUUAUUGGCUUCUGCUCCUAAUGUCUCGCUCAAUUUCUCCACAGGUUUAUAGACUCUGAUCCUCCUGCUUUAUAUGUCAGUCAUAUGCUUUACAGUUAUGUGAUUGGAGGCGGCUGCUGUGCGGUUUGUGGUGCAGCAAUCAUAUUUGCUCUCUUUUGGUAUAAACUGCGAAGACAAUUCUUACGCGUGGGCAGCAGUUAUCCACCAGAAACAAGUAAUCAUGAAAGGCCACAAAUACCAGCGGACCUUGUGUGACUAAGGACAUCGUUUUUUUUUUCUGUAAAACAUAUUUCAUGUAAAAAUUCCAAAUUGUCAAAUCAAAUUUGCUGCUAGGUUUUGUGAAAAACCUAGCAAAAUGCAAAAGUGCUUGGUACAUAACCAUUAGUGCUUUCUGCUGAAACUACAGCCAUUUGAACAAGUUGUAAAAAAGCAAAGACCUCCACAAAUCAGCACAGAGAGAAGCUGACAAUUAUCUUGCCACAUAUACAUGGAUUUAUAUGAAAGAACAAGAAAGGAUCCCAAUAAAAAUAAGUUGUAACUGACAGGCACUUUGGAAGAAAGUGUGAUUAUAUCUCUUUUUGCCAGUCUGUCUCCUAUGGUACAUGUUCCAUUUUUUUCAUGCUCUGUGGAAGCCGACUGCAUUUUUAAACUGAAAAUACCCUUCCUUAGUCCUUCCCUGCAGUCCCUGCCACCUCCUCGUAGAACUUGGCCACAAAGCCGGGAUCCUGCUCCUCAAGGCGAUGCAAGAAUUGAUUUCUCUCGUCUUCAUCCCAUCCCUGAAACCAUUGAUCCCAGAGUCUAAGCUGGCACUGAAACAAACUGGGUGGUGGGGCAGAUAGCUGAAGAGACCCCAAUCCAUCCAAAAGCAAACAUAGCUUUCCAGGAACAGCCUUGCACACCAGGUCCUGAAGAAAACGACUGCGCUGUGAUUCUGACCAGUCAGAAAACCAGUGCAGAACACAUCGCAUUUCCUGCAAAGGGAUAUACGAGAGGAAGUUUUCGGUCUCCAUCAUGACCUGACAGAUCGGAAAACUAUGUGAGAGGCCUGUCAAUAAAAAGGGUUGGCAAAUUAGAGUGACAAAGCAAUGACAUAUGUACAUGAAAAAUGUGAAUUCAGAACACAGGGCAAGUUUAUGGAAUUAAAACUAAAGCUAUUCAGUCUGUUGGGUGUGUAACAAAACAUUAAUAAAGUGUCAGGACCUUUGCAGAACUCAUGCAAAUCUGAAUUAGCAUGUGGGCACAUAUUUAUUGACUUACAAGUGACAGGACUUCCAUAUUAUUCAGUGACUGACUUGCAUUAUAUCUCCAUGGCUUUGAUUCCAGCAAAACGAAAUAUAUAUAUAAAAAUAUACAAAGAUGUACUUUAUGCUAGUUUCAA